Achroia grisella is the source of this 1494-nucleotide messenger RNA. Its product is annotated as hydroxylysine kinase. Lineage: Eukaryota; Metazoa; Arthropoda; Insecta; Lepidoptera; Pyralidae. Gene Ontology annotation, molecular function: amino acid kinase activity. The transcript has 7 exons. Bases 178 to 1296 code for a protein of 372 amino acids. The record is from RefSeq and is a predicted model, not a curated record.
UCAAUUGUGUUUGCCGACGUGUGGUAGACCAUACAAAUUAAUACAAAUCGAUCAUACACGCCUCCUCAGUUAGUGUGUGACGCGACGCGACGCUACCAAACACGAUAAUGCAAUUUGCUGGUGUUAAAUAAGUUAAAGAAAACAACAAUAUCAAAAAACUUUAAGAGUUGAACCAAUAUGACGGACACGGUUCCCUCGAGUCUGCAGCCGGGCGCCGACAUCCGGCCGGUCAUCGACCACGAGGGCGUCAAACUCCUCGCAGAGAGGCUGUAUGGCAUCUCCGUGCUGGAGCUGGUCGAGCUGAAUGGCUACGAUGACAAAAACUACAAAAUCACCGAAGAUCCCAAUGUGAAGAACCCUUUAAUCACCACGCACAAUCCGGACGGUUAUGUGCUGAAGAUCCUCAACUCGAUGGACUCACAGGAUGUCAGCAUAGUGGAGGCACAGAAUGAGAUCAUGAACUUCUUGAAUGCCCGUUCAGUGACAUGUCCAAGACCAGUUCGCAACGUGUACGGCCACCUGCACUCAGUAGAGACGCUCGGAGGCAAGAAGCACGCUGUGCGACUGCUGGAGUACAUCCCCGGAGAGAUCCUGAAGAACGUGCCGCUCACGGAGCCGCUGCUGUACCAGCUGGGGGAGUUCGUCGCCAACCUGGACAAUAAACUGCAGAACUUCAAUCACUCGGGUCUGGUGUCCCGGGAACACAUCUGGAUGCUGACCAAGGUGCCGGAACUGGAGAAGUUCAAAUUUGUCAUCAAGGAUUCCGAUAAACUGGACCUAGCCGAGGAGGUAAUUGAGGAGUUCAAGUACGCUGUGGUGCCUCGUUUGGAGGAGCUGGAGCGUGGUGUCAUACACGGAGACGUUAAUGAGAUGAACAUCCUCGUCGCGACCAAACCUGGUGGAAGUCAAUCAGACUACCGCAUCUCCGGCAUCAUUGACUUCGGAGACAUCCAGUACUCGUACUACGUGUUCGAGCUGGCCAUCGCGAUGACGUAUGUGAUACUGCUGACGGGCAACCCCGCGUCUGGUGGCCUGGUGCUCGCUGGGUACACCGUCAACAGGCGCCUGCCUGACGACGAGUACAGACUACUCAAGACCCUCAUCUCUUCACGACUAGUCCAAAGUCUGGUCCUGGGUGCGUACACCAGCGCCCAGGAUCCAAACAACGCGUACGUCACGUCCACGGAGAAGGCCAACGGAUGGGAGGUCCUGCGGAAGAUCAGGAAGACCAUACCAACUGACCAGGACCCCACCGACUGGAAGACCAUCGCCAACGAUUAUCUCACCAGGAGUUAAUUGCAUACAAACAUAUAUACCAGUACUCAUAGACAUGUAAUGCUCAAGAUCAUAAAUUCUAGAUUCUUCAACAGGAUCUUCUAGAAGAUUCUGUGCAAUAUUCGGGAUUGUGUCCCAUUAUUUUAGUCAAUUAAUAUUUCUCGUUACAGUAUAUAGCCUUAUUUGUCAAUAAAUAAAAAUAUCAAAAUAAUUAGUGUU